Kalmanozyma brasiliensis GHG001 is the source of this 1518-nucleotide messenger RNA. Its product is annotated as Major facilitator superfamily. The transcript has 2 exons. The coding region runs from base 1 to 1518 and encodes 505 amino acids. The record is from RefSeq and is a predicted model, not a curated record. NCBI's taxonomy places the organism in Eukaryota, Fungi, Basidiomycota, Ustilaginomycetes, Ustilaginales.
AUGGCGGAUGAAAAGCAUUUCGACGCUGCUUCCAGCAGCUCCUCGGACCCCAACAACGCCGCUCUCAGCAGCCAAGGCGGCUCGCACUUCUACCCGACCACCAUCGCCGAGGUCGCACCCGUCGAGCGCUCGUCCAACCCAGUCAAGCGCAUCUACAGCAAGCCCGUCAUUCAGGUCGCCCUCGUCGGAAUGGUCUGCUUCCUCUGUCCCGGCCUCUUCAAUGCCAUUUCGGGUAUCGGAGGCGGUGGCCAAGUCAAUUCAGAUGCUUCCAACAAAGCUGCAGUCGCUCUCUACUCGACCUUCUCUGUCGUCUCGUUCUUCGCCGGUACCAUCCACAACAAGCUUGGAUCGCGUCUCACCCUUGGCCUCGGCGCUACUGGAUACUGUCUCUACAUUGGAUCCUUCCUCUCGUACAACAUCAACCAGAACCAAGGCUUCGUCAUCGCUGCAGGUGCCAUCCUCGGCGUCUGCGCUUCGCUUCUCUGGACUGCCCAAGGUGCACUCAUGCUCGCAUACCCAACGGAAUCGCAGAAAGGUACCUUCAUCAGCGUCUUCUGGAUCAUCUUCAACUUUGGCGCGGUCCUCGGCUCGGCGAUCCAGCUCGGCCUCACGUACAACUCUACCGCCAACUCGGUGUCCAACAGCACCUACGCUGCCUUUGUCGUUCUGACAGGUCUCGGCGCCUUUGUCGCGGCCAUGUUGACGGAUCCUGCCAAGAUGGUGCGCGACGAUGGCACGCGCAUCAUCGUCCCUGCACAGACUACCUGGGUUAAGGAGCUUCAGGGACUCUUCAUCCUUCUCAAGUCUGACCCGUGGGUCGUGCUCCUGUUUCCCAUGUUCCUCGCUUCCAACUGGUUCUACACUUGGCAGUUCAACGACUACAACGGUGUGCUGUUCACGCUUCGGACUCGCUCGCUCAACAACCUGCUCUAUUGGCUCAGUCAGAUGGUUGGCAGUUUGAUCAUUGGUCAGGUGCUGGACAACAAGCGCAUGUCGCGACGAUCGCGCGCUUGGCUUGGCUGGUCCAUCGUUUUCCUCAUCAUGUGGGCUGUCUGGGGUGGUUCGUACGAUGUGCAGAAGACCUAUACCCGUGCUACGGUGCUCGACGAGACGACGCGCAUCGAUUUCAGCGACCGAAGCAAGUACGUCGGCUACUGCUUCCUCUACAUCUUCUCCGGCGUGCUGGAUGCGGUUUGGCAGAACUUGGCCUACUGGCUCAUCGGCGCGUGCUCGAACGAUCUCUCUAAGCUCGGCUAUCUGGCUGGGUUCUACAAGUCGAUCCAAUCGGCUGGCGCUGCAGGCGCGUUUGCGAUGGACAACGAUAAGCAUCCUUUCAUGACCAACCUGGCGGUCACUUGGGGCUUGUGCGUCGCAGGCAUGCUCUUUGUGAUUCCGGUCAUCGCGCUGCGAGUCAAGGAACAUACCGAUCCACUGCAGGAGGUGACUGUGCCCGGUCGAGCAGAGGAGAUCGCCAAGGUGGAUCACCUGGUCGACGCUGCUCAAGAGAAGCACGCUUGA